UCUCAUCGUCUGAGCAGUUUCCUGGAUGGACGGCUCAGCUACUGUGGAAGUUUAGCCGAGUAUAAUUACAUUUAGUCUUGACCUCCAAAGUGAAAACAACAGCGGGAAUAAUGAAUUUCAAUUGAGACGACGACAUUUUGACGUCGAGUUCACGUCGAGCAAACAGCAGGUGGAUGCAAUUAGAAGUUGAUUAAGCUGCUGCGUCGAUAUGGAGGAGUCCAGUGACUUAUAUGACUCGUCUGAGACAAAUGACCCCCCUGCCUGGGAAGACCACCAGGCACAGCAUCUGGACAAUCUGGACGCAGUGGAGCGUCUCAGGAGGAAGAUCAAAUACUACUUCAUGAACCCCUGUGAGAAAUACCACGCUCGUGGACGAAAACCAUGGAAGCUCACAUUGCAGAUCGUCAAAAUUGCCAUUAUUACCAUCCAGUUGGUGUCUUUUGGGCUGAGCAACCAGAUGGUUGUCACAUUCAAGGAGGAAAAUCUGAUGACAUUCAAGCACCUCUUUUUGAAAGAUUAUGUUGACGGAGGCAUGGAUACGUAUGCUGUUUACAGACAGACAGAUGUUUAUGAUCACAUCGACUACAUUCUUAAACAGUAUGGACAUCUGCACAACAUCACAGUAGGCAAUCAUGAAUAUGAGAAAAAUGGUAGCGUCUACACCCCGCUGACAGUUUGUCAGGACUACUACAGGAACGGUACCAUCUACCCUGGAAAUGACACCUUCGAAAUUGAUGCUCAUGUGGACACUGAGUGCUUCAAAGUGUAUCCGAUGUACAACCCAUCAUUGUAUGAAGUGCUUCCAGAAUUUGAACUGUAUUUCAAAAGGAUGGUCUCUGUCAAGCUCACAUUUGUUCUCAAGGCCAUAAACUUGCAGACAGUGAGACAUCGGGAACUGCCAGACUGCUACGACUUCACUGUUAUCAUAACUUUCAACAACCGAGCUCACAGUGGGAGGAUAAAGAUUGACCUGGAAAAUGAUGUGGACAUCAAUGAAUGCAGAGACUGGAAAGUAAAUGGAGCAUCUGCUCGAAACAUAUGGCUGACUGUGCUGUUUGACUGCCUCAUCAUUAUAACGUGCAUCAUCUCUUUCACCCUCUGCACACGCUCGGUCAUCAAUGGGGCUCAACUCCAAUUUGAAUACGCCCACUACUGCAUGAAAUACUGCAGUAAAGAGGUGCCAUUGUCGGACAAGUUGGAGUUUGUGAACGGCUGGUAUAUCCUGAUCAUUGUCAGUGACACACUGACCGUGAUUGGCUCCAUUCUCAAGAUUGAGAUCCAGACUAAGGUCCUCACAAGCUAUGACGUGUGCAGCAUCUUCCUUGGCACAGGCACCAUGUUGGUCUGGAUUGGGGUCAUUCGUUACAUGGGCUACUUCAGAAAAUAUAACAUUCUCAUCCUGACACUGAGGGCAGCUUUCCCAGUUGUUAUUCGUUUCAUCUGCUGCGCUGGAAUCAUCUACCUGAGUUACUGCUUUUGUGGCUGGAUCGUCCUCGGCCCAUAUCAUGAGAAGUUCCGGACCUUGAACACAGUGUCGGAGUGUCUGUUCUCACUGAUCAACGGAGACGACAUGUUUCCCACCUUUAAGAACAUGAAGCAGAAGAGCAGCCUGGUGUGGAUCUUCAGCCGGGUCUACCUCUAUACCUUUGUGUCGCUUUUUAUCUACAUGAUCCUGAGCCUCUUCAUCACAAUCAUUACCGACACCUACGACACCAUCAAGCAACAGCAGCAAAGUGGAACCCCAACGUCAGAGCUACAAAAAUUCCUUUCAGUGUGUAAAGAUCUGCCGAAUUCUGGUGUGUUCAGACUUGAUGAGAACAACAGCUGCUUCUUUGAGUGCUGGAUCAACAGAUGCAGGAAGCGCCAACAUCAAGAGCGGCUGACUUCAGAGGCAUAGAAAGUCUUUAAUGUGGAGAUACUAAAAGGCUGCACUGUAGAAAUAAUAACCUAAUAAUUAAUGUGCACUUUAAACUGUUAUAUUCAGUUGUAGUGGGUUACAGGGUCUGAAAAGCUUUUUUCCUUCUUUACCAGUACAAGUUUGCUUUGCUGAGGAUCAUUUCUUUCAGUGCUGAUGACUGGACCCAUGAUAAAGGCAAAAGAUAAAGGAAUCUAAAGUCUGGUCUCAAUAUGAUGCACUAAAUUGGGAAAUACUUUGUAAAUACACUUAUUUAUAUUAAUACUGUGGAUGAAGAAUUUGUGACGGAAAUUUGAAAUGACAUUGUGUUUUUACAAAGCAUGUCACUUUGGAAAGACUCCAACGUUGCACACUCGAGAUACUGUAUCAAUGUUCAAUAAAUAAGCUGAAAUGUACAUUAAAUGAGAUUUUAUUUCUCCA
Molecule: messenger RNA, 2335 nt
Organism: Stegastes partitus (bicolor damselfish)
Lineage: Eukaryota; Metazoa; Chordata; Actinopteri; Pomacentridae
Gene: mcoln3b
Product: mucolipin TRP cation channel 3b
Exons: 14
Coding region: 209-1897 (562 amino acids)
Cellular component (GO): lysosomal membrane; plasma membrane
Molecular function (GO): NAADP-sensitive calcium-release channel activity
Source: RefSeq, a predicted model, not a curated record